This is a messenger RNA of Cephus cinctus (wheat stem sawfly), 2462 nucleotides long. It is a transcript of the gene Vps51, whose product is annotated as vacuolar protein sorting-associated protein 51 homolog. The record is from RefSeq and is a predicted model, not a curated record. Lineage: Eukaryota; Metazoa; Arthropoda; Insecta; Hymenoptera; Cephidae. Gene Ontology annotation, cellular component: GARP complex; EARP complex; membrane. The transcript has 10 exons. Bases 139 to 2346 code for a protein of 735 amino acids. Gene Ontology annotation, biological process: Golgi organization; endocytic recycling; retrograde transport, endosome to Golgi.
UAUAAUCGUAGUACAGCGUCCUCAACCUAACCUUACAAUACCCUACUUGCCGUGACACGAAGAUAACCUUAAAACGUCAUAAAUAGAAAAGAACUGUCACAAUAUUUUCGAAUUAAGGUACACAAUUAAUAUAAGAAAAUGACAGAUAAUUUGAGCAAUUCUUAUGACAUUAACGGACAACAUUUUAAUCCGGAUAUGUAUCUCCAGAAAAUGCUUAAGGAAUGUACCCUAAAACAGAUUAUGGAUAAUGAAAAAGAAAUCAUAGGUGAUACGCAAACUUUGCUUUCUGAUAUGCAAACAUUAGUAUAUGAAAAUUAUAAUAAAUUCAUAUCAGCUACAGAUACAAUUGGGAAGAUGAAAAGUGACUUCAAAAAGAUGGAAGACAGCAUGGAUCUGCUAGCCACGAAUAUGGACAGUAUAACUUCAUUUUCAGAGCAAAUAUCUUCUACCUUACAAGGGACACGUCAACAAAUCUCUAGAUUGUCAUCUGUACAUGCUCUUUUAAAGCGUUUACAAUUUCUUUUCAAACUGCCUGGCAAACUCAAAGAUAGAAUGAACGAAGGAAAUUAUAGUCAAGCAGUUCAAGAUUACAUACAUGCACAACGUGUCUUAAAUCAGUAUGGUAAUAUGCCUUCAUUUCAAGGAAUUCAAAAGGAUUGUGAAGAGAUCGUAGAAGAAUUGAAAUCACAGCUUAGAAAACAAUUUCAUAAAAGAGAAGCUUCUACAAAAUCUCUUGCCGAAAGUGUUGAUCUUUUACUUCAAUUAAACGAGCCUGCGGACUCAUUAUGCGCCGAUUUUCUCACCCACGCUGAUAAUAGAUUGGCAGAACAGUUAGCCAUAUUAAAAGACAUGUGUGAAAAUGAUAUAAUAGAAUAUGUGGACAUGGGUAGUUCAGGAUUUCUUAGUGAUCUUUGCUUAAUCGUCGCAUCGUACAAUGACAUGUUUGUAAAUAGAACACCUGCAGAUGAUACUGAUUUUAGCGACGAUUUCGACACUAAGGCUCUUACCCGCUUAAACGUUUUCAUUAUGGACAAUAUGAAAAAAUAUUUUGAUCUAAUAGGAAAAAGAGUCGAAGAUGUGGCAGAUACUGCAGUUCUAGUAAGAGCACUCGAUAGAUUUCAUCGAAGACUCCAAGCCAUGAAUAUGCUUUGUACCGAGACUGAUUUCGCCAGAACGGGAAUUGAUAUAGUCAUAAAUGCUGGAAGGAAACAGUGUAGAAAUCAUCUCCACUCUCUGAAACAACAUUUGAGCGAAACUUUGGCUAAAGUAAGACAGACUUUAGCAGCAAAAGUAACGCAGGAUGGCGAUGGCGGUUUAGCAGAACUCCAAGCAACACUAGUAAUGCCAACAAUCGAAAAAGUUAAAGGAGUCUUACAGGAUUUACUGGUGUUCCUGCAACCAGACCUAUCAUUCAGUCUAAAGCCUCACUUCUUACAAAGUUUUUGUGUCGACGAAGUACGUGAGGGAUUAGUUGUUGGUUAUUUGCACCACUUAACAGCCACAGCAAGUGGUUUUUGUACUGGUUCUGACGUACCAAAAUUUCCACCCACUUUGCUCCUGUUGCUAAGUAAAAUGUGUAUUGAGUUCAAAGACAGCAGCGUACGCUACCUCCUGACAACAACUGAUGAUUUAUUUAAUAUUGAGCAACAUGCAACUUCUGAGAAUUUUAUAACGACAGAAUCGGAAAUAUGCGAAAAUUUUCAAACAACUGCCCAAAAUUUACUCAAUCAUUAUGUUCGUUUGCAAGGUCUUGCUGUGUCUCAAAUGCUACGAAAGUCAGUAGAGACUCGAGAUUGGCUGCAUACUAUUGAGCCAAGAACUGUAAGGGCUGUUAUGAAACGAGUAGUUGAAGACGUAACAGCAAUUGAAUCUCAAGUCGCUGUGCUAUAUGACGACGCAGAUGGUCAGAUGGAUAGAAGUAGUGACAGCAGUAGAAAAACACACAGCGUCAGCGUAUCGAGACAUCAGUAUCGUUCUAAUUGGUCGUCAUAUACACCUAGUCAUUUGGAUUCAUCACUGGUAACAAAUAUCCAUAAACUCUUUUCCGAAAGAAUUGAAUUCUUCUCCUCCGUGCAAUUCAACAAGGCUUCCAUUUUAACUGGAAUCAUCAAGAUCAGUUUGAAGACUUUUUUGGAAUGCGUAAGGCUACGCACCUUCAGUAAAUAUGGUCUGCAGCAGAUCCAAGUCGACACGCAUUAUCUGCAACUUUAUUUAUGGCGAUUUGUAACGGACGAGAAUCUGGUACAUUUCCUAUUGGAUGAGAUCCUGGGUAGUGCCGUACACAGAUGCCUGGAGCCCGUCCUAAUGGAACCGAGUGUCGUCGAUAUUAUAUGUGAAAGAGGAUAAUUCCUCAAACUUUUAUUCUCACAUAUAGGAAGUAUGAUAAUGUAUAAUUUAAAUAUCUAAUAUAUAUAUAAUGAGUUGUAACUCUGAAAAAAUCAUUAUAUCUAAUCGCAAGAAUC